CGCGGGGCGAUCGAUGCGCGCCCGGGGGGAGUCAGUCGAGCGGCGAGCGAGCGACAUGGCGGCGCGCCCACCCCGCGCGGCGGCCCCGCGGCCCGGGCCGCGCGAGUAGGUCGCCAUGCGCGAUGCGGUAUGAGGCAGCGCCGCGCCCGGCGGGCCGGCCCCCGCUAGCGGCGCCGCCCCCGCCAUGCGAGCGCCGCCGCUGCUGCUGCUGCUGCUGAUGGCGGCCGCGGGCCUGGCCGUGAGUCCGCUCGCGCGCCUCAACCCCUGGCUGAGCGCGUGCGACCUGGAGGAGGAGGGCGCGGGCAGCGUGCGCGAGUGCGGGGGCGCGGCGUGCGGCGGCGGCGGCGGCGCGCCCGACGUGCUGAAGGAGCGCGACGUGCCGCACCUGUGCGCGCUGAGCACACCUGCACGCGCGCGGCGUCUCGCGGAGCUGCGGCUGCGCGCGUGCUGCGAGCGGUCGCCCGCCUCCGCGCUGGACGCCGGCGCGCGUCACGCCGUGCUCUCCGACCAAAAAAGUUGCGAGCGCGCGCUGCACGACCUCCUCGGUCUCGACGCUAUGGUUGCGCGCGUGCACUGCGAUUUCGUCGACAUCCUCAGAAGAUACGAUUGCGACCAGCCUUACUCCGUGCACACGUGUCACGAGUGCCAGGAAACUUAUCGACGUUGGGCGUGCAGUACAAUGGUGCCAUUGUGGGUGGAAGAAGGGUCAGAAGAAGGCAGCGAAGAGACGGGCAGGUCGCGGCGCGCGCCCGCCGAGCACGCGGCGCGGUGGCACGCGCGGCACCUCGAGCGCGUGGGGCACCUGGACCGGCGGCGCGGCGGCGCGGGCGGCGUCGUGGGCCGUUGGGUGCGCGCUGCCGCCGCGGGGCCCGGUCGGCCCCUAGUCCGCCUCAAGCCUUGCCUUUCCGUCUGCCAGCUCGUCGAGCAACACUGCCCCUACUUCCUGCCGGCGGAUCGCGCGCCCGCGUACCCCACGCAAUACGCCGGCGAGCCAACGUUCCUAUGUCUCGACCCGCGUAUCCCGGAGACGGGUGCGCAGGCGAACAAGUCCAACUACGGGCGGGACGAGUGCUGCUACUGGUAUUGCGAGGGGAGGCUGUGCUACCGGUGCGAGCUGCGGCUGAGCGAGUCGCAGCGGCCGGAGGCAGAGCGCUGCCCGGCCGUGGAGGAGCGCGUGGCGGGCUGCUCGGUGCCGUACCAGGCGGCGGCGGCGGGCAGCGCGCCGCGCCCGCGUCCGCGCCUCCUGCUCGCGCUGCUGCUGCUCGGCCUGGCCGCGCACGCACGGACCCACUGGACCGCGGCCACGCGUUUAGUGAAAGUGCGCGAUUCGAGGUUAUAGUUUUACGUUAACGUGCGUCGCACCCGCGCGUCCUGCGAUCGCCGGCCAGCGAUCGGAACCUCUGUUAGUGCAGAACUUAAUAUAAUAAAUAGCGUGCGGUUACGAGACCGACGAGCGACGCGAGCCGCCACCGCCGCCGCGGCCUACACACACUCUCUAACUAAUAUUUGUGUCCGCUCGUUGGUUACACUCGAAGUAUGGAAACACCAAAUGUUCACUCAUGAAUUACUUUAUGCAUUUAACUCGUAAGCGCUGUUUGCCGAUGUUCCGGCCAAUAUGUUAAUAUUUUUGGCACGAUUUGUAAACAAAGAUACAUGUUUUGCGUUAAGCGAAGAUGUUGCGUAUAUUUUACAUAGUGUUUUACAGUUAUAUUGUUCAUAAGAUACACAGUUUAUGUUCUAUAUUAUAUAUUAUGCUGACUAGUUUAUUACCUACAUGACAAGCAAUACUUACAAAAAUAGCUAGAAAACAAAACUGCGAAAGGUCACUCAUAGAGUUUCAACCAAUGUACAAGUACUUACUUGGGUACAUUUGUACGAAGCGUUAUUUGCAUUAGGGUAACGUGUGAUGUGUUUUAUACUACAUUAUUAUGUAGAACAAAUACCUGAUGCAAUAAAAUAAUUAUAAAUGUAUGUGCCAUAAUUGAAAGCUUUGACAGAUUGAGAAACUCAGCAUUCUUAUAAGCCGUCGUGCGACGAAGAGUAGACCUAAAGUUCUUGGAUCUGCAAUCGUACCUUAAUUUGUAGGGCACGAAGAUAACGUGACAAAUUUCGGGGACGUGAUCUGGACGGCAGAAAUCUACUCUUCCGAUCACGCCACAACACGACGAUAACACAGAUGAAAUGUUUUUUAGAGAGUUAUUUUUGUAAUGUUGCACAAGAGCAGUGAGUGCGUCGGCGCCGCGGAGACAGCGCGACAUGCGUCAAUGUGUCGCCGCGGCGUCGCCGUCCGCACGUCGAUGCCUAAUUAAUAGUGACUACAUGAUUAUGUAUAAAUGAAAUAAUAUAGGAUUAAUAAAGUAGUUGUUGUUUUGUAAGAAGUAAAAUAUUAUGAAUAAUGCAUAUAAUGAAAGUUAUAUGUAAUAUAUUCCGUCUUAUGAUCUAACGUUUUGGUAACACAGAAUGGUUGAAAAUGAUUUUUAUAUGAAUUGAUUUUUAAUAUAUAUUAUUGUAUAUGUAUAUCGUGUCGACUAUUGAUAAUGGUAAAUGACCUUCAUCAUAUUGUUGUUUCAACAUUUAUAGGUAACAACAUUUGUUAGUUUUGUUUUAUUUUUGAAGAAUAUUAGAAGAGUAUCGUUAAACAUUGUGUGAUGAAAAGAGCAUAAUUUAAUGGUUAUUAAGACUUUAUUGAAUGAACAUUUGUUGAGAAUAUUGCCCUCGGAAGGCAUGUAGUUGUUGUAUUCAAAUAAAUGAUAAUAAUAUUAAGUAAGUUAUUUUUUACGUUUUUAUCGUGUGUACAUAAUGUCAAAAACGGUUUGUUGUUUCCACUCCCAUACUUAAUCGUCGUCACCGAAGGUGCUAAAGGUCUAUUAACGCUUCUUAAGACUUGGUUUGUGUCAACUUCCAAUACGAGGUGAUCCGUUUGUCUGUCCAUGCGACGCGGUUACUAGCGGCCGCGCGGCCAGCCAGGCGGUACUUUCACAGUCUCGGCAAUACUGAUGCCUCACACUCAUAUCACUCGACGUUUACAAAACUUACCUACAGAAGCUAUCAUCUAUUUUCAUAGUAUUUUCAAGUGAGAAUAUUCCUUGAGUAAAGUUCACUACGUAGACUAGGAGUAUAGUAGGUGGUGUGAGCAAGUGGUGACAAUAGAUCAGUGAGUCGUUAUUGUUUCAGUCGAGUAUGUUCGCUCGCGCUCCUCAGUGCCUUCACUCGGGAAGUGGCACCACACUGCGCGCAUACCUGCCCGGUUGUUUAGCUGCCAGGAAUCACUUCAUGCUCCAUGCUCCAUCACUGGGAACGGUAGAGUAGUCUCGCCAUCGCGUUGUUCACUAACAUUCGGUAUCCGCAGUUGAAAGUAAAAUGUUGAGAAUCAUAGUGUUAGUCUCUUCAAGAGAGUUUAUAGUAGGUAUUAGAGUUCGAGAGAUGUUAACAAUAAAAAGUUUGAAAUCGAUUGUUUGCUAUUCAUUGAAUACAGAUAUUUUAACACUUUAUUGAGGUUCAUGUCAUAAAUUGAUACCUAUUGUUUGUAUAUUCACAGAUAUAUAAAUAUUUACAUGUUUGGUUUCAUAUUUAAUCUAAGAGUCUAACUAGAAUAUCUAAAUAAGGAAAGUUUCCGGUAAAUUCAUUUCAGAGAGUCGGGUCUUAAUGCACAUACAUUUUAUUAAAGUAACCAGCAACGUUGUGCGAGUUGUACGUCGCCCUACUGCGUAGGUGCUCCUUCAUGGUAUCAACGUGUAUCUAUCUUAUAUAAAUUAAAUUAUCAAAAUGUCUAAAAUUUAGUAAUAGAAAAUGAAUUACUAGAACAUAAUUAAUUGGAUCAAUUUCGAGCACUCGUUAAAACUUACACAUUGACCGUGCAUUUCUUCUUGUGGGUGUCGCCACUGUACACUAUCGAUGUCUUCACUCGUUCACUUUAUUAGAGUAGAAGAUAGUGAAAGACCAAAGAGAGGAGUUCGGUUCGGAUGUUAAGUACUGAUGCUUUUCAUUUGUCAACUGUUCAAUAACGACAAUCAUCUCGCAGCCCCGCAAUGUAUGUCGACAAAGCUAACACACAAUUAUGUAAUUCAACAUUUCGUCACUGGAACCUACAUACACAAUUACACCCAACAAACAAAUAUGAGCGCAACGGAUAAAAUACUUUACUAGAGUCACCUUCUUGAAACAGUUUGACUCGAAGGAAAGAGUCAGCAGGAUUCAAAGAAAACAGUAAUAAGGGCGUGACGUGAGACGAGCGGUGACGAUCGGUGCACCAUGCGGCGCGGCGUGCGCCUUACCGACAACACACACUUGCACUCUCGCACGCAGACUCACACAAUAUGUGCCAUUCUCUCUAGGUUUAGUGUACGGGUGUAUUGUUCAUUUCCGUUAAACGUUUGGUGAUAGUGUAUACAUUAUGUUUACGAAAUAAUAUACGUAUGUUUUGAUGUACAUAAUAAAGUGUAAAUGUUUAACGCACAAAUAAUAUGAUGAAAAGCUGAUGUAAAGCAGUGUACGAAAACGUAUGUAUUAGCUAUAAAAUGUAUCUGGGAAGUAAAGAUUAGGAAUUAAUGAUCGUAGGAAGUUCCAUGCUCCGUCUGCUGCCGAGAUCUCGUUCGUUUGUCUGCCAUAUCGUGGUUCUCUUGCUGACAUUCCGUUGUCCUCCCGCCGCGCGCUGGGUGGCCGGCGCCGGCGCGGCAACCUUACCUCAAGUCCAUUUCAAUGUAAAUUACUCGAUAAUCAGGAAUUAACUAGUUGUACUGUUCUAUAUUUUAAGUCCCUCACCUUAGGUUGCGCGGCAACUCAGUUGACUGUCACACACACGCACAAAACAAACAGAAGGUUAGGCUUUCGGGGUCGUCCAUCGAUGAUUAAGCGUUUUAAAUGUGUAUUUCGUACAUUAUUGUUCACAAACGUACAGAUAGUAAUAUAAGUAAGCAAAACACCAAAUCGUAGCCUUUACAUACACGACAGUUAUCCGCGACAUAGUAAGUAAUAAACAAAGCAACGUACGGUACGUUCCACUUUGGUUCCAAUCGCUGUGAUAUAUGUACUUGAAUACAUAUACGUGUUAUAUUCACGCAGUACUAAUAGGUACGUAUACAUAGUAUUCAAUGAAGUUCGAUGGAAUGUUUCCGUAAUCGUGAUGAUUAUAUAUUUUGUACGAAUUAUUAUUUUCGAUGACUGCCAGUAGAUGUCACUAUGCUUAGGGGUAUAAAAUGUAAGAUGUAACUCGGCUGUGGUAUUAAAACAUUCUAGCGACAACCAUGCCGGUGAUAGUUCGUUUACUAAACUAAAUGUCUACAAUAGUUCACUAAGUACAGAUUGCUUUCAUGUUAAAAGAUGAUCGUAUUCAUUUUAAUACCACAACUGAACGUUAAGAAACAACGAAUAAGAUUCACGAUUGAUGAUUUUGUUACUCAAAACAUUGAUUUCAUUUUACUUUGUGGUACUUACAAUAAAAUUAUUAUAAACAUUUUUUAGUUUCUGUGUUAUUUAUAAGUUCCAAACGAGAGAAGUUUGUGUACAGUUCUGCUUGAGUUGUAUGAAUUUCUGAUAGUACGAAUCCUCUAUGAAAUAAUGUGGUUGAAGUUAGGUGACGUAAUGAUUGCCUGCUACAAGUAACAAGAUACGAGUACGAUAUGGCCUUCCACAAUUUAGGCAAAAGUUAAGUAAAUUAAGACACAUUUGAAAAUGUAUCAAGUCUUAUGAAGUUAUACCUAGUGUAUCAAUACAUAAUACAUAUAAAUAGAUUUAACAAUUUGUACGUUAUUUUAAACGGAGAGUUUCAUAAGUAAGCGAUUCAAGUUUCAACCCCGAAAGUUUCUCUUUAGAUUUUAAUCGUUGGGUAUAUUAUUUUUAUAAGUUGACCAUGUCCUAUUACUUUACUGUAUAAAUACGUAGAUAAAUCAAAGCCAUUUAAUACGAUAUUAUAAAAUAAUAUAUUUAAUAUAUUAUUCUGAAUGUUGAUGAGGUACACGGGUAGGCAGACAGCAGAUAUAUGUAUGUAAAGUUGGACAAAUAUUCAGUAUUUACUUAGUAAUGCAUCAAAUGCAUUUAAAAUAUAUUGCCACCGCAGGAAACUGAACAGUAAGAUAGUCAGCAUUUGACAGUUAUAAAUAUCAAAGUCUCUACUUUGAUAUAACAGAGCUUAAUUGUUGUUGAUACGUUAUUGAAUACAAAAAUAUAAAUAUGUUGAAGAAUGAUACUGUUUAUUGAAUACUUGCGGAUAUUUCAGUCACACGGACUUUAUCAUCCAUUAAUUAAGCCAUAAUUUGCAAUAUUUGUUAAGGCGUGUGAAUAAUCUCGAGACUACCCGAGCCUCUGACAGCACUUAAGACUCUAGUCUUCAUUAUGAAAUACCAAUAUCUUUGGCAGAGCUCAUGAUCGACAUACACAGAUCCUAGCCGUCGGUUUCAAUUGAGAUUCUUGUCUCACACAUCACACAUCAACAGCCUAUAAUGCCCACUGCUGAGCAAAGCCCCUUCUCACACGGAGAAGGUUUGAGCAUUAAUCACCACGCUUGCGCAAUGCGGGUUGGCGAUUUCUAACUUAUAAUUAGAAAUUACGGAAAAAGUCACAUUGGUACUUACUGUUAGUAGGUUUUGAACCCGCACCCUCAUGCAUGAGAAGCGGGCGUCUUUAACUUCCGGGCCACCACGAUACUAGAUUCUUGUAUACUAUCCCAAAAUUUGAAUGGUAUUUACGGUAAUCCUUCCUCAUUAAAUAUAAUGAUAUUUUGCAUCGUAAAUAAACUUUGUAACAGUUAAAUGUCAAUUGUUAAAGUAAGCGAAUUAUUAUUGCACCCGCACAAUAGGGCAACAUCUUUUUCAAUACGAUUACGAUUUAAUGUUGCGUACCUCAUUAUAGUAUUUAUAUAUAAAUAAAUUAUUAGAAAAUAUUAUAUGGACAGUUGCCACAGAUUCUGCGUGCUCGUGUACUCGCGAAGAUUGUCUGUAUUUGAUACAGAUGUAGGAACAUUGAGGUACCGAAUAUAUGAAAGUAACAACGCAAGUGGCUGCGAUCUAUCUACUUAUUUGUUUGUUUCUCUGUUCAUAAUUAGUAUAUAUAUAAUGAAUGUCAUUAGUGUUAUUUCCAUUAAAGUAAAUGUUUUGUGUUACGUUGGCUCUAGGUGAGACUUGUAGCCGUUCAUUGACUGUAUGUAUUGUGUUCGGUUCCACUUUGAGUACACUCCUUGUACAUUUUGUACUGUUUUCACUGAACGUGUGAUUGCGUGUUCGUAUUUAGUUCUAAACUGUACAGACUCACAUCGGUCUCAUUUAUUCCUGAUGAGUUCUAGAUCAUAUAAAUAUAUGUAUGAUUAUGAGGACUUUAAAGCACACUUGAUAUACUGAAAUUGAAUGUUUAUGUUUAAUACAUAUAUUGUUUUUUUUAUAAAAUAUGUAGUUAGGAUUGCACUGUUGAUGAAAAGUACAUUAAAAUAAUUGUCGAUCUGUCAUCAGGACUGCUUAAACAUAAUUUUAAUCUCUAUAAAUAAUAUCAUUAAAAUGCCUAAUUCAUAGUGAGAGAGGUAGCGUAGAAUAAAAUCUUAACUCAUAAUGAUAACAAGGAUAAGCACUUGAGGGCGGUCGCGGCGCGCAGCGCGGGCGCGGGCGGGUCGCGGCGCCCACUCACUGCCAGCACGCGGGCUCCGAUAUAUUGAUAUGAUCUAGGAUGUGUUUGUAGGUGUUUCUCGAGUAGUGAUCGUGUAAUAAGUCUUAUGUUACGCCUUCUAAAUGAUUAUAAACUGUUAGUGUGCGACGAGGGCUCGCGGGUGGCGGCGGCCGCCACUCCCGCCCGCUACGCCGCCUACGCCAUAGCUACGGAGCGGCGUAGGCGCGGCGUAGCGGGUGCGUAGUCCGUCGCGGGCCGCGCCACCGUCGCAUGUAGACAUCGUUCGACACUCGAAGUAAGAUUAAUCACGUUCGAAUAAUCGUAGACAGAUUUUGAAAUUUAAUAUUAUUUGCAUUUUCCUAAGAGUUAGAACGAUUGAGACAGUAGGUCGCACGACCGUGUUAUGAUGAAUUGUGAAAUGUUUAUUAAAAAAAUGCGUUUAUGAAAAUGGAAUAAAAACGAAAAAUAUUGUCAUAUUUAAAACUGUAAUUAAUAACUUAAGAAGAAUUAUUGGGAAAACAGAAAAACGUUAAAUAAACCGAUUAAAAAUACAAA
This is a messenger RNA of Spodoptera littoralis (African cotton leafworm), 8145 nucleotides long. Lineage: Eukaryota; Metazoa; Arthropoda; Insecta; Lepidoptera; Noctuidae. The record is from the annotation of a GenBank genome assembly.